Pelagomonas calceolata is the source of this 2198-nucleotide messenger RNA. NCBI's taxonomy places the organism in Eukaryota, Pelagophyceae, Pelagomonadales, Pelagomonadaceae. The record is from the annotation of a GenBank genome assembly.
CUGGAUAUAUACGGAGAGCGGCGCUAAAAUUGGCUCCCAGGGGCCUCUGGAAGCACCGACGAGACGCGCAAAGGCGACUCCACAAAAGCCGCAGCCCACCUAGGCGAGAACCGGGGCGGUUCGGCGAGGCGCGCUGCGCGAGAGCUAAGCUUGCUGCCGGAGAGCUUCAAGCGCGAGCGCGGGAGCGAUGCGGUCGCCCAGCGAAUUCGUCGCGGACGCGGCCAGGCAAACGGUGCGGAGCGGCGGCGCAUUGCUAACAACAUUAAAACGAGCCGCGCGCGCGCUGACCAAUUCGCUCCCGUCGAGGCAGAAGGACAAGAAGAAGCAGAAGCCGACGGUGCUGAACGUGUGCGUCGUCGGAGUUGGAACACUCGACAAGGGACACCAAAGGGCAAUAAAGUGCAUCGGCAAAUUAGUACAGAGCCCGCAGGAGGCGAACGUGCUCGUGGUCAGCCCCUACGUCAGCCUGUGCUCGGAUCCGCGGGUCCUCACGAGCUUGCUCGUCGGCUUGGUGGGCGCGACUCGUUUGGUUACCUUCGAACUGAUUGGUGCCUUGGCGACUAAGUUGCGGGACGUGCCUUCGCUAGAGGAUCCUCGCGUUGCUGCUCGAAUUGAUGAUCCGCGGCUCUGCCCGGGGCCGCCGACGGCCGGGUCCAAGUUGGAUCGCCGCCUCGUCGUGAUAGUAGACGCGGACAAGCCGCGAUUACUAAGUCAGCUAAGCAGCCACGACCUCCGAACUAUAGCGGUCGCUCAUGGAGCUUUUGCUUUUAUCGUGUCUGACGUUGGGGUGUUGAGAAAUCAAGAAUUUCUACGGGAGUUCAAAUACCUAGUCUCGGGUCCGUUGGAGAGGGUGUUAGUUGUUGGUGGGCCUCGCGUAACUGAACCACUCGCUUCUGGUCUACAACGUCUUGUGGAUCAUUUGCGGCCUCCUGGGUCUCCUACUGAUGAUAUGGCGGAUGUUACAGAGUCCACUGGGGCCCUGGAGGUCUCCACUAUCACGGUUCUCGGGUUCGCCCAAACGUGCCUCGGAAAAGGUCCUGAAGAUCUCAAGCCCGCGCCGCUGUUGAGGAACUUGAUGACUGAUGUUGACGAAGGACCUGCGACGGCGCGACGCGACGCGCGCGUGGGCCAAAGGGUGAAUAUCAGGGAGUGGAGAAUUAUUGGCGGGCGCCACGUUCGCGAAAUUAGCGAAGGAACCGUCGAGGCCAUCAUCGAUCCAGCAGUUUCGGGCUUCGUCGUGCAGAAAGGAAUUGGUGUUAGCGGAAAAUGUCGACUGGUCGAGACGCAGCUCGUCGCCGUCGACUUUACUACUGGCGUGUUAGCUUGGGAGCGGCUCUACUUCUGCGCCGACGAUCCAGUUUUAGGUUUGGUAGGAUCGGUACAGAUCCCGCAAUUUGAUCGCAUCGAGUGGGCGAGUGAUGGAAAUGCAGUGGCGGCGCCGUGGGACGAGUCGGGUGCGUCGUCGAAUGUAUAUGGGGUAUUUGCCGCGGUCGCGCGCGACAAUGCGCCGCGUACUGUUAGCAAUGACUGGGCACCCCUACCGGCUGUAGGAGGAUCUAGCAUUAUUUCCAGGGCCUGGAAGACGGUUGCCAGUUCGUUAGAGACUGCGGCGCGCCGAUUAUCCGGCGGGGGCUCCUCGCCGGCGCCCGUCGCUCCUUUAGACCAAGACGUCAUCUCAGAUCCCUGCCGCGUCGUAAUCCAUUCCAGUGCGCGGGCGCCGGACCAGACGAGCCGGAUAGAUGUGAACGCUGAAGUGUCAUCGGUUCUAGAUGCACGACACGAGGCGCAAGAGAGACGGAGGGAUAGGCGAGCCUGCAAUACGAUUUCUGGUGCCGUGUUGCAGCAAAUGGGCCAAUCGCUAGCGAAAUCUGCGGGUCAUGUUUUUAUUUGGAGAAUCGACGAUAAGAAGAGGGCGAGACGCUACACGAGUAGAAAGAAAGCAGAGGCAGGGGAGACGGGAAGCUAUGGGGACGACCCUUUCCAACGCACGUACCUUCCUGCUCUUCUGAACGAAAAAAUAAAAAGCAAGAACACGAGAGAAGCUGCCGAAGCUUGGGCGAAGACGACGAGCUGGAGAGCCGCCAAAAACGAAGCUGAUGUGCCGCCGGACAGGAAGCCCUGGACGGACGGCUAGGGAGGCUCCAACGUUGUCAUAAGUCAUAGUGUGCUCCACCCACCCUAUGGAACCUCCCUCCCAC